ACGAAAAACACUCUUGUCCACUCCUCCUCCAUUAGAUCCACUCCCUCCGGAGCUCAAAUAUUUUCCAUCUCUACAGUAAAUAUAUAAUACCACCACUCAUUUCCCAUUUGCUAUCUUUUACAAAUUUCCUAUUUUCCAUCCAUGGCCAUUCCCUGGACAUCAAACAAGUUCUAGAAAAGAAUUGGAAUUGGAAUCCCCAAGCAUCAUCAAGAUCAUGGUUCGUCUUAAUUCUCCGGCUAGGUUGGUGUUGAGGACCACCGGUAGCCAUUGCACACCGUCCACAAUCUCUUCUGCUGGUUGGGUUGGAUUGAAAGUAACGAAUGCAGGUUCUGGAUUGUCAUCGACUUCUUCCUCUCUUGUUUUCCUUUUUAGAUUUCAUGGACUAGUCGUCUCUUCUUUAUCUCAUCUGCAUUUAAAACAGACCUUCUUCCGUUAAACCAACCAAACCAAACCAAAUAUCAUCUCUUAGCUAGCUAGGUUUUGUCUCCUUUCCUUCUUCCCCUCCCCCACUGAAAACCCACCUAGAUUCUGUGAUAUGAGAAUGGUGCUAGAAGCUGCACAAUUCUCUCAUCAAAACAUUAUUGUAUCCCCCAAAGCUGCAGUUUCUUCAAGUAUUAGUAGUGGUAAUAGAGAACGCUCUGUUCUACAUAGAUUCCCUCGAUCCACCAGUCUUAAAUCAUUCGAGAAUUUGCAAUCCCAACAUCUUGGGAAACGCCAUACUUUGAGAAGAGCUUCAAGUGCCAGUUUUGAUGGAUCGUCGUUAAACCAUAUCAUGCUUGGCAUAGAGCCUGAAGUUCCUGUCUGGCCUGAGCGGGAGAGAGUUCAACAGGAGAUGAUGUGGGAUAACAUUGAAAGAAGAGCGAAUGCCCUGGAUUUUCCUCUUUCACUCAGGAUGAUAAAGAAGAAACAACAGAUAAUGAAGGAGGGUAUAAGCCAAUUGGGAUUGGAUUCCGAUUCGGGUCUGGCUUGCACCUAUUCAUUUCAAAAGGCAUUCUCUUCAAUGGUGUCUAUUGUUCUUGAACUUCAAGGAAAGGCACUGCAAAUGAGAGAAACCGUAACCUCGGAAGAUUUGAAUUUGCUUAUAGACGGAGUACAAAGAGAGCUGCACAGGUCUUUCGCGUGGCUAUUUCAACAAGUCUUUUCCCGAACACCUACUUUCAUGACUGAAGUGAUGAUCCUUCUCUCGGACUUCUGCCUACUUUCUGUAGAAAAUGGAUUAAUACCAUCAGUUGCUGAAGAAGAAGAAGAAACAGAAGUGUUGAAGGAAACUACAAUUCCAACCCCUCUGCCCGAUCAAAUCCCUGGAAAUGUAGCUGAAGAAGCUAGUCUGAUACAACAAAAGCAGGAAGAAGUGGUGCUGAAGGACUCUGUUUCUCCUCCCCGAGUGGAGCUUGAACCAGAACAUUACUACGAAUAUCUGAGAACAGACCUUGCUUACCAAAUGCAUCUGUUUGAAGAUCCGCAUAAUACUCUCCUUCUGUGUAAUUAUGCGCAGUUUCUCCAACUUGUUGCACACGAUUACGACAGGGCAGAAGAGUGUUAUAAGCGCGCAAUACAAAUAGAUCCAUCAGAUGCAAUGGGGUUGACAUUAUACGCAAACUUCUUGUGGGUGGUUAGGAAAGAUCUUAUGGGUGCUGAAGAACGAUAUGUAGAAGCAGUUGCAACGGAACCAGAGAAUCCUUAUCACUCUUCUAUAUAUGCCAAUUUCCUAUGGAACACCGGUGGCAAAGACACAUGUUUUCCUCUUGACACACCCUAAAAAGAAGUUUUCUAAACUGCUGCUGCAAUUGAUCAAGAAACAGUUUACAUGCUUAAUGAAUGGAGGGUUUUGAGAUCUAUAAUUUCUUUGUUUUUGUUUUCUGUAAAAUGAAGAAGAAGGGUAGAAGUAGUAGUCUACUCUAAUGCUGCAUUGACAUUCAUGGGGAUGUCUUAAAAGAAUGUUUCUUGGCAAAGAAAGAUCAUUAUUUUACCUUUGGGAAACCUUCAUUCAAUGCCUGAGUAUUUGUUUUUCAUAUAAGAUUGUACUAACAGAUUGUUCAUUAUUUUUCUUUUUACUAGAAAAUAGAAUGGAUUUCUUUUACUUUAUUGACAAAAAUCUUC
Molecule: messenger RNA, 2100 nt
Organism: Impatiens glandulifera
Lineage: Eukaryota; Viridiplantae; Streptophyta; Magnoliopsida; Ericales; Balsaminaceae
Exons: 3
Coding region: 536-1759 (407 amino acids)
Molecular function (GO): protein binding
Source: RefSeq, a predicted model, not a curated record